AUGGUACUAAAACACGGUGUGAAGUUGAAAAAAUAGUAAAUUUGGAAAAAGCAAAAGAAGAGGUGAUGUAAGGAAGUGAAGUGAACGAGCGAUGGUUGAUUGGAGUGGGGUCAAAUACUAAAGGCUAUGCUUCCGUAUAUCAGUUUUCUUCGCCCACAGAGCCCUCCUUCUCUAUAUAAAUACCCCAAACCACUUCAUCUUAACACCAAUUUCUCUUUCUCCAAACAAGUCUCAUAAUGGCGGCUUCGGUUGACAACCGUCAAUACGGUGGCCACAUAAACGGUGUCGUUCGCGGUUGUGGGCACGACUUAAAACCACCUCUGCCUCUUGAUUUACACUACGAUUCCUCGAGCAGCGAUGAUGACGAAAACGACGACGCUUCGUACCUGAAAGAGCUAAUACAAAAGGCAAACGCUGAGGUAGAGGCGUCAGUGUUGGACCCACGCGACGAGGGAACCGCGGAUCAAUGGAUCCCACGGAACGGUACCAUGGUCCGCCUCACAGGGAAGCACCCCUUCAACUCUGAACCACCCCUCCCACGCCUCAUGCACCACGGUUUCAUCACCCCGGUCCCACUCCACUACGUGCGCAACCACGGGCCUGUUCCCAAGGCCCGUUGGGAGGAUUGGGCUGUCGAGGUAACAGGCCUCGUUAAACGGCCCACUCGUUUCACCAUGGAGCGGCUCAUCCGCGAGUUCCCCAGCCGCGAGUUCCCCGCCACUCUCGUCUGCGCCGGGAACCGCCGCAAGGAGCAGAACAUGGUAAAACAAAGCGUCGGCUUCAAUUGGGGCCCCGCGGCUGUCUCAACCUCGGUGUGGCGCGGCGUGCCUCUGCGGCACGUGUUAAAGCGGUGCGGGAUCUACUCACGUGCGAAGGGUGCGUUGCACGUGUGCUUCGAGGGCGAGGAGGAUCUACCUGGUGGUGGUGGUUCAAAGUAUGGAACGAGUAUUAAGCGGGAGUUUGCUAUGGAUCCUUCGCGUGAUAUCAUAUUGGCUUACAUGCAAAACGACGAGGCUUUGACACCGGACCAUGGGUUCCCCGUUCGCAUGAUUAUACCCGGGUUUAUUGGUGGCCGAAUGGUUAAAUGGCUGAAGCGCAUUGUGGUCACUCCUGUUGAGUGUAACAAUCAUUACCAUUUUAAGGAUAAUAGAGUACUCCCUUCUCACGUUUAUGCAGAACUUGCCAACGAAGAAGCUUGGUGGUACAAGCCGGAAUAUAUCAUCAACGAGUUGAACAUUAACUCAGUGAUAACGACGCCGGGUCACGAGGAGAUUCUGCCCAUCAACUCAUGGACUACGCAGAGGCCUUAUGUACUGAGAGGUUACGCAUAUUCUGGGGGAGGAAGGAAAGUCACACGAGUUGAGGUAACAUUGGACGGAGGAGAAACGUGGGACGUGUGCACAAUUGACCAUACAGAGAAACCCAACAAAUAUGGCAAGUACUGGUGCUGGUGCUUCUGGUCUCUGGAGGUGGAGGUCUUGGACCUCCUUGGAACCAAGGAGAUUGCGGUCCGUGCCUGGGAUGAGGGCCUCAACACCCAGCCUGAAAACCUCAUUUGGAAUGUUAUGGGUAUGAUGAACAAUUGCUGGUUCAGGGUGAAAACGAACGUGUGCAAGCCUCACAAGGGUGAGAUUGGCAUUGUGUUUGAGCACCCAACCCAACCAGGGAACAAGCCCGGUGGGUGGAUGGCAAAGGAGAGACACUUGGAGAUAUCACAAGACCCAACCCCAGCCAUGAAGAAGAGUGUCUCCACACCAUUCAUGAAUACAACCUCAAAAACGUUCUCCCUCUCCGAAGUUAAAAAACAUAACACCCCCGAUUCCGCAUGGAUCAUCGUCCAUGGCCAUGUCUAUGAUUGCACCGACUUCCUCAAAGACCACCCCGGCGGUACCGACAGCAUCCUCAUCAAUGCCGGCACUGACUGCACCGAAGAGUUCGACGCCAUCCAUUCCGACAAAGCCAAGAAAAUGCUUGAGGAUUACCGAAUUGGGGAGCUCAUCACCACGGGUUCAGGCUACUCCUCAGACUCAUCACCCAAUAACUCCAUGCAUGGAAACUCCGAAACCAUUCAUUUGGCCCCCAUUAAGGAAAUCACCACAACAUCAUCUUGCAGCGUGGCUCUGAACCCACGCGAGAAGAUUCCAUGUAAGCUCGUGUCCAAAACCUCCAUUUCGCGGGACGUGAGGCUCUUCCGUUUUGCACUGCCCUCAGAGGACCAACUCUUGGGGUUACCAGUGGGGAAGCACAUUUUCCUAUGUGCAACCAUCGAUGGCAAGCUAUGCAUGCGCGCCUACACUCCAUCUAGUGCUGCAGACGCAGUGGGGUACUUUGAACUAGUCAUCAAGGUUUACUUCAAAGGUGUGCACCCCAAGUUCCCGAAUGGAGGACUCAUGUCUCAGCAUUUGGACUCACGCCCUAUUGGGUCUAUUUUGGACGUUAAAGGGCCAUUGGGUCACAUAGAGUACAAUGGAAGAGGCAAUUUUUCGGUUCAUGGGAAACAUAGAUAUGCUAAGAGGCUAGCCAUGUUGGCUGGUGGGACCGGGAUCACACCCAUUUACCAAGUGGCACAAGCGAUUUUGAGGGACCCUGAGGACCACACUGAAAUGCAUGUGGUGUAUGCGAACCGCACUGAGGAUGAUAUAUUGUUGAGGGAAGAGAUGGAUGCGUGGGCGAAGGAUUAUCCUGAACGGUUUAAGGUUUGGUAUGUUGUGGAAACCGCCAAGGAAGAGUGGGAAUAUAGUGUGGGUUUCAUCACGGAGGGUAUCAUGAAGGAGCAUCUUCCACAACCUUCGGGGGACACGUUGGCUUUGACUUGUGGGCCACCACCCAUGAUUCAGUUCGCGGUGCAACCCAACUUGGAGAAGAUGGGGUAUGACAUUAAGAAUGAUUUGUUGUUGUUUUAGGGUGAAUACAAAGAGGUUGUGUUGUAUAUGUAUGUAUGUGGAGUAGUGUUAUUAUUAUUUGUGUUUCGGCUAUUGUGGAGUAUCGUUUGUUUCAUUCUUUUUAAGGGCAAAAAAAAAAAAAAAUGAAAA
Abrus precatorius (Indian licorice) is the source of this 3032-nucleotide messenger RNA. RefSeq names its product nitrate reductase [NADH] 2. Gene Ontology annotation, molecular function: molybdopterin cofactor binding; nitrate reductase (NADPH) activity; molybdenum ion binding. NCBI's taxonomy places the organism in Eukaryota, Viridiplantae, Streptophyta, Magnoliopsida, Fabales, Fabaceae. Bases 237 to 2903 code for a protein of 888 amino acids. Gene Ontology annotation, biological process: nitrate assimilation; nitric oxide biosynthetic process. The record is from RefSeq and is a predicted model, not a curated record. The transcript is spliced from 5 exons.